AUUUAUAAUGGCUAAUCUAUGCUUGUAGUUUUUCUGUGUUCGAUGAUAUUUAUGUCAAUAGUGAAAGUCUUUAUUUUCAAGUUUAUUUUUGUGUAGAAACAAAUUAAAAUGUCUCAUAGUGAUAGCGAAAUUAGAGAUGAUGCUAGAAUGAAACCUCGAAAACACUUAAAAAUCAAUUUCAAAGCAAAAUAUAGACAUCCAUUAUCCCGAGAAAGAUUCAGAAAACUAAAAGAUCUGCUAGCUCCCAUUUUAGAAUUAAAGUUGAUACACGCUGUUAACGUAAAUAAUUUUGAAACGGUUAAAACACUCUUAGAACAGGGGGUGAGUCCGAAUAGUGCAGAUUCGGAAAAACGGAGUGCCCUACAUGUGGCGGUCAGUAGGGGUUAUGCAGAUAUCGUAGAAAUCCUACUAAAAUAUGGAGCGGAUCCGAAUAAAAGAGAUAUUAUUCAAAACACUCCACUACAUUUGGCAGCUUGUGUUCAUAAUUUGGCAAUUGUAACAAUGUUGAUAAACGCUAAUGCGGAUGUUAGUUGUUUAGAUUUACAUGGAAGAAAUCCAUUCCAAUUGGCUUCUAGUAAACUACAAAUUUUACAAAGAGGUUGGAAAGAUGGAAUUAUUGAAAUGGACAAACUUAUCAAAGAACUGAAAGAUGUAGUGGAUUUACUGAUGUCCAUGCUAAUGAGGGAUAUGACUAAACAAAUGGAAAGAAUAAAUCAUUCCGAUGUUGAUGAUUUGCAGAUGAUUAAAUUAUCAUUGAAUUCUGAUUCACUGGAAGAUAUAGAUGAACAAAUGUCUCGAUUAUUAACUGGCAUAGAAAAAUUCAAGUUAACCUGAAUUAUUUCAUAAUACAAAACUGUUUAGUGCGGUGAAAAUAAUUAUAAAAUACCCAGCUUUAUUAUUUUAUAUAAAAUAAGUUUUACCUAUACUGUACAACUGUACAAGGGACUAUCUUCUCAAAUGUAGGUGUUUGAUGAUUAUAAGUAGUUAGAUUUGUAACCAUUUUAUAGUAAAAAAAACUAUUGGUAUAAAUAAAAGUACAUAUAAAA
Diorhabda carinulata is the source of this 1046-nucleotide messenger RNA. RefSeq names its product ankyrin repeat domain-containing protein 54-like. NCBI's taxonomy places the organism in Eukaryota, Metazoa, Arthropoda, Insecta, Coleoptera, Chrysomelidae. The coding region runs from base 109 to 834 and encodes 241 amino acids. The transcript is spliced from 2 exons. The record is from RefSeq and is a predicted model, not a curated record. Gene Ontology annotation, molecular function: protein binding.